AUGCCGGCGUUUCCGUACCUCGCCAAGGCUACGAUCAAGUACAAGAGUCCACACAAGCAAGACCUCACCUUUGCCAAAGGUGAGACCAUCCGGGUCACGGGCGUAGCUCCGAAGACCGAGCAAGAUGACGAAGAUGAUGACGACGACGAUGAUUGGCUAGUCGGAGAGACGCUCGACGGCACUAGAAGCGGAAUCUUUCCUGGCAGCUUUGUCGAGCCAUCUGACGAGGCCGAGCAAGCACCAACGCAUGAGGCGGACGCCAAGAUUGCUGAAGCCACGUCGGCUUCUACUGUUCCCGGCGCCAUCCCUACCGAAGUGCCGGACCAGCUCAAGAGCUCUGUGGUCGAAGAGCCUCCCUCGCACCAAGCUGAAACUGUGCCCAAGGCAGCCCGAGAAGCUGCUCAGAAGGGCGAGACAGAGCAGGCUGGUUUCGGCGCUCCUUUGCCUCCCCGCCCACCUUCUCCCGACGAAGAUGAAGAUCAGGUUGCAGAACCAAUUGCAACACAGGCCAGCUCUGCACAGACUGUAACCGGUGCAGAGACCGCAUCCGAUUCAACAGCAGGCGCCGGGGAUGUCCCCAAGGCUGCUGCAGGAGGAGCAGCUGCUGCUGUAGGAAUCGCGACUGGGGUUGCGGCAGCAGCUGUUAUGAGCGAUGCUCCCAAAGCGGAUAAAGCCUCUUCCAUCUCAACGUCGCCGGUCAAGUCUCCUCCUGCAGUGGCGACCAAACCUGCUGGAAUGUCAAACUCCUUCCGCGAUCGACUCGCCGCAUUCAACAAGCCAGCGGACUCGGCUCCUCCACCGCUUCCCAAAGGUAAGCCUGGCGGAUGGAAGAGACCCACACCCGCGUCGACCGAGGCAAAGCCCUUGAUUCCGGGAGCACCAGCACCCGCUUCAAGCGCCGCUGCCUCCAAGCCAGCCGCGGCCCCUGCCACGCAGCCAACCGAGACCAGCGCGGCACCGACUUCCUCUGAAGCUUCGAGCGGUGGUGGUGGUGGUGGAGGAGCUUUCAGUGCUGCUGACGCGCAGACGAGCAUCAAGAUGAGCUUGAAGGAAAGAAUGGCUGCUCUUCAACGUAAUGAAGCUGCUGCUGCCGAGUCGGCUCCACAGCUCAAGCCCAAGCCCUCAGUACCCGGCAAGAUUGGAGCCGAUCGUCGCAAUGUCGCUAUGCAGGGCAUGGGGCUCGCUCCAGGAGCUUCUGUGCCGGUGCGAAAGUCAAGCGUCGAGUCUGGCAGGAGCACGGACGAGCCUGUCGGCGAGAACCCUCCGACCCGAGAAGGUUCGGGAGCAGACACAACCGCCGUUCCUUCCGAGGAAGUGGGUCAAGAUGCUUCUGCUUCUGCCACGAAAGACGCUGGUGCAGUUGAAGAGCGUCAAGAGCCGACGAAAGAGUCUGGCGAGCCCAAGGAGGAGCUUACAGAAGAGGAGCAAGAGGCCGAGCGACGUGCAGCCAUUGCAAAACGUAUGGCAGCGCUUGGAGCUCGUCGCAUGGGUGGCGCACCUGUGCCCUUUGGAGCACCCGCGCCUCCCAACCGCACCAAGACGACUUCCAGCAUCGGUUCCGCCGAGGGCACUACCUCUGAGCCAGGCAUCGCUAUUCCAACCGAGUCUCCAGCCCAAGCAAGCAGCCGAGAGGCCAGAGAGGAAGCCGCUCCGACCACGUCUGCCGCUGCAGCUGUCCCUGGCGAAGGCGAAAAUGCUGAUAUUCAAUCCCCGAUCAGCGGGGAAGCUGACGAGGAGCCGAAAGUGCUCGCAGUGCCUAGGAGAACGGCUGCUCCGCGCAAGCGGAAGCCAGUGGCACAGACCGCCGCAGUUGCUGCCGGUGCUGCAGCUGUUGAAGGCGAAGAUCUUGCCGGAGGCAACGAUACCGCUCCACCUGCUGGUGCUGCUCCAACCGCCGAUUCAGUGACAGAUCACUCGGAAGUUGCUGCGGCUGACCCAGACGAGCCAGCUCGCGCCACCACCGAAGAGGCGGAGGCAGCUGAAGCGGGCCUUGAUGAUGAAGUCGGGCUCGACACGACUGCCACCCAUUCUGCGGAUGCCAGUCACACCCAGGCAUCGGUGGAUGUUGCCUUGCACCAGGAUGCAACCGGUGAGCAGCUCGAGGACAGUGACCCGGAAAUCGCAGAGACUCAGCGACAGCUCGAAGAGUACUUGCGAGGCGAGGGCUUUUAUGAGGAUCAGGUCGAGGCCCCAGCUGAACACGAGCCUGAAGCUGCGUCAGCCGACCCUGCGGCUCCUGCCUCCGAAGCUGAGCCUGAACCGGUUCCUGCCCAGGAAGCCGUGCCCCGCGAAGAUGUCACAUCUCCAAAACCACCCAGUCGCCCAGCAAGUACUCGCCCACCUGUCCCCAGGACAAGCCUUCCACCUCCCCCCCUCGCGGCUGGCCAUGACGAUCCUGUCGCGGCUCGUGUGCAGAGCCCAUCGGUACCUGCCAUUCCAACGUCCCUGUCGCGCCCUGCAAGCGUGCUUCCUCCAGUACCGACAUCCGCUCUACCUGUGCCGGUGGAGACUGCUGACGAGGAGACCAAUGAUUCAGAGCCAGAGACACAUGAAGUUCAGCAAGAGACAGGUCCUGUUCUGGCUGCCCCAAAGCCUCGUAUGGCCGUCGCCACGGAAGAUCCAGAGGACGAGGAGCUUUUAGCUGCUGCCGACACGCCAGCUACCACCGAAGAAGAGCACAUAGAAGCAUCCGGUGCAAUUGCCGAGGAACUACCGGAAGAACAAGAGCUGACGGAAGAGGAGCAGGAGGCACAGCGACGUGCUAACCUUGCUCGUCGCAUGGCUGCCCUGGGCGGUCAGCGAAUCGGCGCCUUCCCCGGCAUGGCUCCACCACCGAUCAUGGGCGCACCCAUGCCUGCUAGAAAGGCACCUGUGCAGGCUGCUGAAGAGACCGAAGAUGUGGGUAGGGAGGCUGAGGAGGGAUUCGAACAAGAGAAGCCUCUGUCUCCCAUUCGAGGACCACCACGAGGUGGAAUGGCCAUUCCUGGGCUUACUGCCGUUCCUGGAAUGAAUGCCGAGCAGGCUGAAGGCGACGCACUGGAGAGAGCCAAGUCGCCCGGUGCUGCCAGCGUCGAUGCACCCGCACGUCUUGCAAGCCCGCCACCGGUGCCUACCAGUGUGCCGUCCAAGCCCACCUCUCCACCACCUCCUGCUCGACCGUUACCGACAGCAGGCAGCGGCGAGUCGACGCUUCCACCCACACUUCCACCUGGUCGACCAUCAAGUACUGCGCCCAUGCCUAAUUUGGAUGAAGCGAUCCGCUCUACUAUCCGCCGCCGCUUCCGGUGA
Sporisorium graminicola is the source of this 3288-nucleotide messenger RNA. RefSeq lists its product as uncharacterized. Gene Ontology annotation, molecular function: protein binding. The record is from RefSeq and is a predicted model, not a curated record. Lineage: Eukaryota; Fungi; Basidiomycota; Ustilaginomycetes; Ustilaginales; Ustilaginaceae. The transcript is spliced from 2 exons. The coding region runs from base 1 to 3288 and encodes 1095 amino acids.